AUGUCUCUUCUCCAAGGCUACUCUUCAGACGAAGACGACACCUCUAUAUCAGCCGCAAAUGACGCUUUUGGUCUCUCAUCUCUGCCAACGGCCAAGAAGGCGCGGAUUGAUGAAGCCAGCGGUUCAGGCUCGGAGGUCACUAUUAAGCCACUGGCUGCACCCGAUGUUCUUGCGGAGGACCCCUUGAACCAGACGUCCUUGAUUACACGUCCCACCGAUACUCGGAUGAAUGUAAACAUCCCGUACAAUGACAUGGUCUUACCCCUACAAGGGCCCGAAAACCCAUUCGGCGACCGCAAUAGAUUCAUUAACCAGAAUGCCCUCGCCGGCCAUGUUGAGGAGCAAGCGAUGACAGAACACGCGUUCCGACAACAGCAUCUGACCCAUGCGAUCCUCGGCUACUCCGCAAAUCCCUCUGUUGACCCGAACGCGCCAGCGAUCUUGGGUUCGGUCGAGAAGGCUGAGGCGAACAACUUCUCCACGAUUGGGAUGCUCAAGACAUCGAAAAAGGAGAAGAAUGAACUGAAGCGGAAGCGGAAACAAAAGGGCGACCUCGAAAUAGUGGACGGCGAGGGCGCGUACCAAGGGCCGUGGACACCAUGGGAAGGUGACGAGCCCCAAGGCCUGCAGUUCGGCGAGGAGGACGUCGGCGAAGAGUCGGAAGAGGAGCCAGAAGAGCAGGUGCAGAAAAAGAUCGCGAAACCCAAGCGCGGGGCGCCAGGCCUGGAGUCGUCUGUGUUCCACGGGAAGUCAAUGCACGAUUACCAAGGCCGGACGUACAUGCACGCUCCGAUCGCGGAGGCCCCACAAAUACAGACAGAGGCGGGUUCGCAGGAGACGUUCAUCCCGAAGGUGUGCAUCCAUACGUGGACUGGCCACACGCAGGGUGUCUCUGUCAUCCGCCUCUUUCCCGAGACGGGCCACCUCCUUCUGAGUGGCUCGAUGGACACGAAGAUCAAGCUAUGGGACGUCUAUACUCACGGCAACUGUCUCCGCACCUUCCAUGGUCACAUGAAAGCUGUCAAGGACGUUGCCUUCUCGAAUGACGGCCGCAAGUUCUUAUCGUGCGGCUACGACCGUCAAAUGAAACUCUGGGACACGGAGACCGGACAAUGCCUCAAACGCUUCAGCAAUGGGAAGAUCCCGUACGUUAUCCGUUUCCAUCCAGAUGAGGACAAACAGCAUAUAUUCCUCGCCGGUAUGUCGGACAAGAAGAUCAUACAGUACGACAUGAACUCCGGUGAAAUCACGCAGGAAUACGACCAGCAUCUUGGGCCCGUGAACACGAUCACAUUCGUGGACGAGAACCGCCGCUUCGUCACAACAUCCGACGACAAAACUAUCCGAGCUUGGGACUUCGAUAUUCCCGUGGUGAUCAAGUAUAUCGCGGAGCCUCACAUGCACUCUAUGCCCGCGGUAACGGUACACCCAAAUAAGAAGUACUUUGCCGCUCAGUCACUUGACAACCAGAUACUGGUCUAUAGCACCGACAACUUUAGACAGGCCCGGAAUAAGCGUUUUGCGGGGCACUCAGUUGCCGGGUACGCCUGUCAGGUCGGCUUUUCACCCGACGGUAAGUGGAUCAGCAGCGGCGACGGUGAAGGGAACGUCGUGUUCUGGGAAUGGAAGACCGGCCGCAUCAAAUCCCGCCUGAAAGCCCAUUCAAAGGUAGUCAUCGCGCACGAGUGGCUGCCCCAUGAAUCUUCCAAGGUUAUAACCGCGUCUUGGGAUGGUCUGAUCAAGCUCUGGCCCCCGAUCACUCCUGCCAAGCUGCGCACGCGUUGCUAUCAGUCUACAUUGCCUCUGCAUUUAACCCCCUGUCGCUCCUUUCCAAGUUCUCGCUUCAACGCAUCUGAAAUCAUGCGCGUAUCCUGGUUCUCGCUGCUCUCCUUCGCUGUCCUCAUCGGCAUCGCCUCCGCUGCACCCGUUGUUGAGCCCGCUCUCGAGAGGCGGGAGACGCAGGAGAAGCGCAAGAUCCUCGAAGAACGUCAGGACUGGAUCGGGGAAGGGGGCGGCGCCUCCUGGUAACAGUCCUGGGGAAGUCGACUGGUUGUUGGGUUGUACAGUCCUUAGGAGUGCGCUUUCCGCCUCCAAAUGAUUCCCGAUACCCACGGCCAGUCGUUCGCACGGCGACUCGUUGUACCGGUCACGGUUGUCGCUGACGCCGCGUUCCCUUACGGUGUUAACCUGCGAUAGGGUGCCUUUUUCUUGGUCAGUGCUUUGCGUGACACAGGGGGGGGGGUUUCAAUUUUGGCAUAUACCCCUAGAUGUAUUCUCUCCUUUCCAAUGCGUGAUUGGUCGUCGUAUUGUAUGUACCACGACGUGGUACGCAUUC
Messenger RNA from Postia placenta MAD-698-R-SB12, 2335 nucleotides. RefSeq lists its product as hypothetical. Gene Ontology annotation, cellular component: catalytic step 2 spliceosome. Gene Ontology annotation, biological process: mRNA splicing, via spliceosome. Gene Ontology annotation, molecular function: protein binding; mRNA binding. NCBI's taxonomy places the organism in Eukaryota, Fungi, Basidiomycota, Agaricomycetes, Polyporales, Adustoporiaceae. The record is from RefSeq and is a predicted model, not a curated record. The coding region runs from base 1 to 2028 and encodes 675 amino acids. The transcript has 10 exons.